AUGGCUGAGGUUUCCUGGCAGGCCUGUUCUGACAGCGAUCAGCUACCACCAGAUGCCGUCCUGGCUGGUUACGAUACCGACGAUGAUCUGAUAUUUGUCGGACGGGCGUGCCAUAAUGGUCUCAUGCUACCGGCGAAGGUUAUCCCGAGUAAACAGUGUGCUUACAUCGCAUAUGAUGGAGAGGAGUUUCAGAAAACAUCCUAUCAGAUUUUAACUGGUGCAAUUUCCAGUGACAAACUCAACAACAAUGGUGGAACAAAUAACUUUAACGAGACUGCAAUCCAAACACCACUUCGUUGGCAGCACUGUACCGGCAAGGAUCCGCUUCCGGCCGGAGCCAUUUUGGCUGGAGAAGAUCCGGAUGGCCAUUUGCUCUACAUUGGUCGAGCGUACCACGAAGAUAAUCAGCUACCGGCGAAGGUCGUUCCGAAAAAGGAGUACGCCUUUGUUUCCUGCGCGGGACAGGUUGUUCGCAAGGAAGCGUUUGAGGUUUUGUGCGGUGGAAGUCUAUCCUGGGUGCUUCCGGAAAAUCCUACCGGCAUUCCUACGAAAGCCAUUGUCGGGGGUCGCACGUCGUCGGGCGAAGUGUUGUACAUUGGUCGGGGAUACUCGCCAACCAAACAAAUGAUGGGGAAGAUUGUUCCAAGUGAACAGACACUGUAUAUAGCUUACGGAGGCUGGGAGUUUCCGACCAAGCACUACGAAUACUUAGUUGAAAACUAA
Messenger RNA from Anopheles coustani, 723 nucleotides. RefSeq lists its product as uncharacterized. The transcript has 4 exons. The record is from RefSeq and is a predicted model, not a curated record. NCBI's taxonomy places the organism in Eukaryota, Metazoa, Arthropoda, Insecta, Diptera, Culicidae. The coding region runs from base 1 to 723 and encodes 240 amino acids.